GUUACACCCCCUUCGGUAUAGCUGUUGCCAUGAGCGACUGGAUGCAAACUCUGCAGUACGGGAGUUUAGUACAUCAGUGGGAUCAGUGAACGAGGGGUUUGGAGUGUAAGAAAGGCCUCAGGCGGAGAGAUACCCAGACACCUGACUGUGACAGGAGGGGGACGAGGUGGCCAUGCCGAAGAAGGGAGGGAAGAAAGGUGGCGGGGGGAAGCUAGCGGCGAUGACGGAAGAGGAGAGGCUGCUCUUCACGCAGCAGAAAGCCGUGGCGGAAGAGGAGAUGUCCAAACGAAAGGAAGACAUGCUCACCCAGUUCCUCAAGGAUAAACUUCGAAAGGAAGAGCACAACAGUGUGGUGAAUCAGCACAAGCUGACAGAGAGGUGGAGGGCAGUGUUCCGGCAGACUCGAGCACAGGAUCUGCGCAAGGACAUUGAGAUCCUCAGCCAGACAUUUGAGAGGGUGCUGGACCGCAAGGACAGCGUCAUCAAGUGCCUGCUGGGUGACCUCACAGAGUCAAAGCAGCAAUCGGACCUCGUGCUGCGCUCCUACCUGCAGAAUGUGGACCUCCUCCUGGACCUGCAGGGUAGCAGGCUGGCUUUCCACAACCAGGAUAUGAAGACUAAGCUGGAUGAACUCAAAGCUGAGUUCAACACUGAAAGGGAGCAGAUCAUGGCCCUGCACAAGCAGGACUGCAUUUACCUGGAGGACGUGCGCAUCGGCCUGGACCAGCGCUAUGCUGCGUUGGACAGCGAGGCCCAGCGCGAAUACCAGAGCAACCGCGAUGACAUCAAAAACAGGAGCAUCGAGGACCGGAACGCCCUGCGGGUGCAGCGGGAGGGCGAGGUGGAGGAGAUGUGGAGGCAGCUGCAGGAGGCCACGCGUAGCUACCGCGAGUCCACGGAGGAGCACCGCGUGGCCUGCGAGGCGCUGAGGGAGCGCGACGAGCGCAGCUCCCGUGAGAUCGAGGCCCAGAUGAAGCGUCUGCAGAAGAUCCAGGAGUCCUGCGCAGCUCUGAGGGCCAGGAUGAGCACCAUGCAGAGGGAGGGGGAGGCGGCAGCGCGGGACCUGCGAGCCGUGAAGGAAAAGGCCACAGACCGGCGCCUGGAGCUGAAGAAGCAGAUGAGCAGCAUCCACGCCCAGCAGAGGAGCGCCCUCUCCAGGCUCACCGUGCUUAGCGACAAUGCUAACAAGAAGCUCCAGAGCGUCAUCAGCAAGGGUGAGAGGCUGAUCAAGCUGGCAGGAGUGUGCCGUAAGCUGGAGACGGAGAGGGAGAGGGUGCAGCCAUUUCACAGCUGCUCUCUGAGUGCUGAGGAGCAGCAGCUGGUGAAGGAGAACCAGCUGGAGCCUGCCGUCACUGAGCUGGCCCAGGCCAUGCACGACUACGCCGGGCUGGAGGGGAUGUGGCAGCGCUGGGCCAAGGUGGAGCUGGAACGCCUGUGUCUGCAGCGGGAGAAGGUGGCGCUCUCCCAGGAGAACCUGCGUCUGCGGACCCUGCUGCGGCAGUACCUGGACGGGCUGAGCGUGAGCGACGCGGCCCUGCGGCAGGACCACACCCUGCUCCACGUGUCCCGCAGCGUGCACAACCAGCGGCAGAGCCAGCGGCAGCGCCCCGCUCGCCAGCAACAGGCCGCACACGUGCUGCAGCACACGCUCUAG
Conger conger (European conger) is the source of this 1654-nucleotide messenger RNA. Its product is annotated as dynein regulatory complex subunit 2-like. Lineage: Eukaryota; Metazoa; Chordata; Actinopteri; Anguilliformes; Congridae. The record is from RefSeq and is a predicted model, not a curated record. Bases 173 to 1654 code for a protein of 493 amino acids. Gene Ontology annotation, cellular component: axonemal dynein complex; axoneme. The transcript has 9 exons. Gene Ontology annotation, biological process: regulation of cilium movement; axonemal dynein complex assembly; cilium-dependent cell motility.